Messenger RNA from Zonotrichia albicollis (white-throated sparrow), 1734 nucleotides. The record is from RefSeq and is a predicted model, not a curated record. NCBI's taxonomy places the organism in Eukaryota, Metazoa, Chordata, Aves, Passeriformes, Passerellidae.
AUGGAGAUGUAUUUCCCCCAGAACGACUCGUGGAUCGGGCUGGCCCCCCUGAGCAUCCCCCGCUACGAGUUCGGGGUGUGCGUGCUGGAGCAGAAGAUGUACGUGAAGCUGGUGGUCAAGGAGUGCUGCGCCUUCCUGGAGAGCCAGCUGGACCCCGGCAACUGCAUCGGCAUCUCGCGCUUCGCCGAGACCUACGGCUGCCGCGAGCUCUACCUGGCCGCCAGCAAGUUCAUCUGCCAGAACUUCGAGGACGUGUGCCAGACCGAGGAGUUCCUGGAGCUGACGCACUCGGAGCUGGACGAGAUCGUGUCCAACGACUGCCUGAACGUGCUGACGGAGGAGACGGUGUUCUACGCCCUGGAGGCCUGGAUCAAGUACGACGUGCAGGAGCGCCAGAAGUACCUGGCGCAGCUGCUGCACUGCGUGCGCCUGCCCCUGCUCAGCGUCAAGUUCCUCACGCGCCUCUACGAGGCCAACCACCUGAUCCGGGACGACCACACCUGCAAGCACCUGCUCAACGAGGCCCUCAAGUACCACUUCAUGCCCGAGCACAGACUGUCCCACCAGACCAUGCUGCUGACGCGGCCGCGCUGCGCGCCCAAGGUGCUGUGUGCCGUGGGGGGCAAGGCCGGCCUCUUCGCCUGCCUGGAGAGGCCUGCCCACAUGAACAGCAUGGAACGCUACGAUCCGAGCAAGAACUCCUGGGAGACCGUGGCCUCCAUGGCUGACAAACGGAUAAACUUUGGGGUGGGGGUCAUGCUGGGCUUCAUCUUCGUGGUGGGGGGACACAAUGGGGUGUCCCACCUGUCCAGCAUCGAGAGGUACGACCCCCACCAGAACCAGUGGACGGUGUGCCGGCCCAUGAAGGAGCCCAGGACAGGCGUGGGCGCGGCGGUGAUCGAUAACCAGCUGUACGUGGUGGGGGGACACUCGGGCUCCUCCUACCUGAACACGGUGCAGAGGUACGAGCCCAUCUCGGACUCGUGGCUGGACUCGGCGGGGUUGGGAAUGCGCCCAUCCAGUUGGGAAUGCGCCCACCCAGUUGGGAAUGCGCCCAUCCAGUUGGGAAUGCGCCCACCCAGUUGGGAAUGUGUCCAUCCGACCCUUUCGAGAGUUGUGUCUGUUCCUCCUGUGGAAUGCGGAGCUCCCGAGCCGGGGGAGGCUGGCUGAGCGUGGGGGUGAGCGCAGGGGGGCUGAGCCCUGCCUGGCUGCACACCGGGAAAGCUCCAGGGGCUUUUCGUGACCGGUAACUCAAGGGCUGCCUUGUUUCUGUAUCUCAAGGUUUGUACAUAAUAAAUGCCAUAGGAUGUUGCCUGUACUCUCCUUUGUCACCUGCUUCCUGCUAGGAGGGCUGGGAUGAUCCUUGGAGAUGUUUACAAGGCAAAUUUCUUGCCUCCUCGCGACGUUUUUGGAUCUGACGGAGAGAAUUUGCAUUUUUAACUUUUCUGUUUUCUGCUCAUGGAGAAACAAGUGCUAGAUGAACUGACUUCAUCCUGCUGUGUGCUUUCAGUUGGAAUGCGAGGAGAAACACAGCAGCAGCAUUCCUAGCAUGAGACCCAAUAAAUAAAACCUCCAUCCCAGCCCAUCCCACCCUCGCUCAUGUCCGUGUUCCCCUUUUUCCAAGGACUGUGUGGUUGCUUCCUCUGAGUGUUCCCAUCUCACAAUGGUGCUAAAUGUAGGGGUACCCCCCAGGCUGUUCCUGAUUUCAGUGCAUAAAGCAUGUUUGGAUUGUUC